CCCCGGACACAGAGGAUCACCGAUCACAGAAAGAGCCGAAGAUGUCGGCUCGGUCAUGUGAUCAGCUGUGUCCAAUCACAGCUGAUCACAUGGGACAUGUACACUGAUCAUCAGGGCACUGAUGAUCAGUGUGCCCUGAUGAUCAGUGUAGCCCCAGCAGUGCCACCUGUCAGUGUCCAUCAGUGUCUUGUGUCAGUGCUCAUCAGUACCUCAUGCCAGUGCCCAUCAGUGCCACAUCAAUGCCACAUAUCAGUGCCUACCAGUGCACAUCAAUGCCACAUAUCAGCGCUCCAUCUGAGCUGCCUUUCAGUGUCACCCAUCAGUGCCAGUCAGUGCCACCUAUCAAUGCCAAUCAGUGCCACCUAUCAGUGCUGCCAAUCAGUGCCACCUAUCAGUGCCAGUCAGUGCCACCUAUCAGUGCACAUCAGUGCAGCCUAUCAGUGCCAGUCAGUGCCACCUAUCAGUGCUGCCUAUCAG
Messenger RNA from Staurois parvus, 477 nucleotides. NCBI's taxonomy places the organism in Eukaryota, Metazoa, Chordata, Amphibia, Anura, Ranidae. The record is from the annotation of a GenBank genome assembly.